Molecule: messenger RNA, 5132 nt
Organism: Salarias fasciatus (jewelled blenny)
Lineage: Eukaryota; Metazoa; Chordata; Actinopteri; Blenniiformes; Blenniidae
Product: intracellular protein transport protein USO1-like
Exons: 6
Coding region: 198-4175 (1325 amino acids)
Molecular function (GO): GTP binding
Source: RefSeq, a predicted model, not a curated record
CGGCCAUCUCGGCGCAAGCCCAGCGGACCGGUCAGAAACCCAUUUGCGAAAAUAUGACUGCGCCACCGCCGGUUUGCGAUCUCUGCGUUGCGCCGUGAAAAUACGGCCCUGAAUGUGUUCAGCAGAGUGAGGGGUGAAAAGUGAAGAAGAGGGGAGUGGGGAAGUCCCGGCAGAAUAUUUGGCUCCAUUAGUCUCAGAUGUUUUCUGCAGACAUUAUGGCGAAUGAAGUGUCAGCUUCAUCGAUAAAGCACAGGAGAAGCCUUCGGAUGAUUCGACCGAACAUGUCGGAGCUGAGGCUGGUUCUGUUGGGGAACAGCUGGUCUGAGAGGAGCUCAGUGGGAAACUUCAUUCUGAGGAUGAACGCAUUCGACACAGAGGAAGAACUGAAUCAAUGUGUCUGUGUCAGCACGAAGUCCAAGGACAAAAAAAUCUUUCUUAUCAACACCCCAAACCUUCUGCAACCAAACAUCUCUCUGACAGAACAUCUAGAAUGUUGUAUGAGUCUCUCUUCUCCUGGACCUCAUCUGUUCCUUCUGGUUAUUCAGCCUGAAAGCUUCACAGAGGAGAACAGUCAGAGGCUUCAGUCCAUCCUGCAGAACUUUGGUGAGCAGUCAUGGACUCAUUCAGUUUUACUGAUAUCAGGGCCUGAAGAGGAGACGUCACCUCUUGAAGAAAUGUUCCCCUCAUUGGGAGAUUUGUUAAAGAAAUGUAAAGUCAAACUGUCUUGGAAUAAAACCCCCCAACAACAACAAAACCUGUUGACAUGCAUUUGGGAAAUGAUGAAGGAGACCAAAGGAGAGCAUGUGGCACCAGAAGUUUACAGAGAUUCAAGUUCAGAUUUACCUUCAGGACCAAAAGGUUUGAAGAUGGAGAGACCUUCUACCAGCUUCAACCAGGAUCCUCCCGAUGGAAGCAAACAUGGACUCAGGAUCGUGUUGUUCGGAAAAGGUGAUACCAAGAAAAUAUCGCUGGGAAACAUGAUCACUGGGAAACUCUGGGAGGCUAUAUCUUCAUUUUCACGAUUUCAUGGAACAAGAAAGUGUGAGUCUGUCAGUGGAGAGUGGGACAGAAAACCUUUGACAGUGGUGAAAACUCCAGACAUCUUUAAUCUGCCAGUGGAAGCUGUGAGAAAGGAGAUGGAGAGGUGUGUGGAGCUCUGCUCUCCAGGACCAAAUGUUCUGCUGCUGCUUGUGAAACCCUCGGAAUUCACUGAAGAGAACAGAAAAACUCUGAUGUUCAUCCUGAGUCUGUUUGGUCAGGACGUCUUCAAACACUCCAUGGUUGUCCUGACCCAUGAAGGUGAAGGUCGUCACCCCACAGUAGACAGACUCAUCCAGGACUGCCAGCAAAAGGUUCACAGGUUAACUGCUGAAUGGAAGGAUCCUUCUGACCCUUACUUUCAAGAAUUUAUGCAGAAAAUGGAAAAUAUAGUGAACGCCCACAGAGGAGAGUUUCUGGUAGCAGACAAAGAAACAGAUGUUGGAACAGUGACAACAGAACCCAAACCUCCGGUGAACCUGGUGUUGUUUGGUAGAAGAGGAGCUGGAAAGACGUCAGCAGUCAAUGCUAUACUGGGACAAGGAAGGCUCGGGCCAGCUGCCACCUCCUCAGAGUGUGUCAGAAACCAGGGAGGGGUGUGUGGACGGCGGGUCUCUGUGGUGGAGCUGCCUGCUUUGUAUGGAAGACCUCAGGAGGAGGUGAUGGAGGAGGCUCUCAGCUGUGUCUCCCUCUGUGAUUCUGAAGGUGUCCACGCCUUCAUGCUGGUCCUGCCUGUGGGUCCACUCACUGAUGAAGACAAGAGAGAGUUAGAGACCAUCCAGAAGACCUUCAGCUCUUCAGUCAAUGACUUCACCAUGAUUCUGUUCACUGUGGACUCAGAUCCUUCAACUCUCAACUUUCCAAAGGGAAACAAGGAGGCAGAAGAGUUGAUUCAGAGCUGUAGUGGAGAACAUUUUGUUCUCAACAUCAAUGGAAGACAAGAACUUUCAAGGUUGUUUUAUAAUGUCGAUAAAAUGAGAGACAGAAAUGAGGAACACUCCUACACAAUGAAAAUGUUCCAUCAAGCCCAAGUAACAAAGAUCAACCUCCUUCAGUCGGAGCUCAAUGACCUAAAAGCAAAGAGCUCAGGCACCUGUGAUGAGGAGAUACAGAACACAGAGUGUCUCCGGAUUGUUCUUCUGGGGAAGACCGGCAGUGGAAAGAGCUCCUCAGGAAACACCAUCCUGGGAAGGAAGGAGUUUAAAGCUGCACCUGGAGGGAAAUCGGUCACCAAACAUUGUCAGAAAGCAGUGGGUGAAGUGAACAAUCGUGAGAUCGUUGUGGUCGAUACUCCUGGACUGUUUGACGACAGUGAAGAGCUAGUGAAAUGUGUGAGUCUUCUGGCUCCAGGACCACACGUCUUCUUGUUGGUGGUGAGUAUCACCAAUAGAUUCACACCAGAAGAGAAAGAAGCACUGAAUCUCAUCAGGAAAGCAUUUGGAAAAAAUUUUCUGCACUUCACCUUCAUUCUGUUAACGGGUGGUGAUGCACUGGAUGAUGUUUUAAUGUCAGAUGAAGAAUACAUCAGAAAUAAUUGUGAAGAUUCAUUCAAGAGUCUGAUUGCUAACUGCAGAGGAAGAUACCACGUGUUCAACAAUCGCAUACGAAACCCCAAUCAAGUCAGCGAGCUGAUAGCAAAGAUCGAUUCCAUGGUGAAGAAAAACGGAGGGGACUGCUUCACCAACGAGUUGCUGAAAGAAGCUGAGGCAGCGAUAAUGAAAGAAAUGGAAAGGAUUAUGAAGGAGAAGGAAGAAGAGAUGAAGAGAGAGAGGGAGGAACUGGAAAAGAAGCACGAGGAAGAAAUGCAGAAGAUGACGAUGAGAAUGGAGAAACAAAGAGCUGAACAGGAAGAGAAGAGAAAACUGAUAAAAGACCAACUGAAGGAAAAGGAAGAAAACAUCAGAAAGGAGCGAGAGCUGAGAAAGAGAGAACAGGAGAAGAGAGCAGAAGAAGACAGGAUAAAGAAAAGACAGGAUGAAGCUAAAAGACGAGAGUGGGAACAAAAGCUUGAAGAGUUGGAGAAGAAGAAGAUAAAAUGUGAAAGUGCACAAAAAGAAUUCAUUGACAAAAAACUGGUGGAGACUCGAGAGGAGAUGAGGAAGGACCGAGAGAUCUGGGAAAAGAACAGAAAAGAGUGGUGGAAGAAAAAAGAGAAAGAAGAUGAAGAAAUACGACAACAGGAGCAAACAAAACUGUUAAAGCUUCAGGAAGAAUUUGAGCAGGAAAGAGGAAAAUAUGAAAAGAAAAGAAAAGAAGAUGAUAAAAAGAAACAGCAGGAAGAGGAGAGGAAGAGACAAGAAUUAGAAGAAAACUACAAGAACGAAUUGGAGAAUAUGAAGAAGAAAUAUGAAGAGGAGGCCAGAAAACAAGCUGAAGAGUUCAGUGAUUUCAGGAACAUUAAGGAAAUGGAUUUUGCAGCUUUAACAGACAAACACAUGCAGGAAUUGUUUGAACUACAGAAAGAGCAUUCAAAAAGACAACAGGAGCAAAAGAAUGAAAGUGAAGAGAAAGAAAAAAGCCUGAAAAACCACAUGGAUGAACUGCUGGACAAACACAAACAAGAACUGACUGACGUGACUCUUGCCAUCCUGAAGCAACAAAAAGAAAAUCAUGAAAAAAUGAAAAAGCUUCAAACAAAACACAAAGAUGACAUGGAUAAACUCUUGUCUGAUCAGAAGUCCGAUCUGGAUCAAAAGAUGACAGACGAAAUCAAUCGCUUGAAGCAAGUUCAGCAAAAUGAAAUGGAUGCUCUCUUGAAAGAACCUGAAACAGAAAGCAAAGAACAGAGAAGGGCUGAAAUGGCCACCAAGCAUGAGGAAGAAAUGCAAAAUCUGACAACAAAAGUGGAGGCUCAACAAAAACAAACCUGGAGUACAAAAAUAGAUGAACUACAAAAACAACAAGAUGAAGAAAAGACUGAGUUCAGGAAGGAAAUUUUCACUGAGCUGAAAAGAAAAGAGGAAAAAGAAAUUGAGUUCAAGAAACAAUACGAUAAAGACAUUGAAAAACUGAUCCAGAAAAUCACAGAUAGAGACCAUGAUGUGAAAGAGUUGGAGACACUAAAGGAAAAGCAGGAGAAAGAACUUCAGGAACUGAAGAAGAAACUUAAUUCAGAGCGGGGCUGUAAGAUGUCAUGAAGAUGAUCAGAUGGCAGCGAAGAUUCAUGAUUCCUUCCUGCUCAACAUGACCUGGUACGAGGCCAUCAUGUUCUACUUUUCUAGUUUUAUAAUGAAUUGUUAACCUAGAAAUGAUCUGGAAAGACACUGGCCUGAUCCUGAACUUUUGAGUCACUGCUGGAACUGCUGGAAUGUCUAAUAGGAUUAUGUUUCCAUCCAUCCAUCUGUCUAUAAAAGUUCCCUGUAUUCAUUUCCCAAAGAUUUUUAACUGCUUGAAUCUUUCAAUGAAGCACAAAAUCUCUCACAGCUUAUUAAAUGUAAUAUUCAGUGCAAUUUUAUCUUUUCAGACAGAUUGUCAUGUGGUUUUAAAUGUUGAAGAUUUUUUAGGAAAAUCUGUCACUUUUCACUGUUCUUUUCUUUGUGGUUUGCUCCGAUGUAUUUGAAACAUUUGUAUCUGAUGUUUGUUGAUGACAGAGGAGAGUCUGUGUUUAAAUAUUAAUAUUUCUUGUUUUAUUUUAAAGACAGCACUGUAGAGAUGAAAACUGAUUGCCCAGCAGAACAUUUACAACCUGUGCGUGAAGCUACACUCAUGAACUGCUGCAGUUUGUUUGAAUGUGUCAUAUAACACAGUAACUCUAACAGCUGACUACAUGUAGAGUCAUCUCUUAGGGCAGAUUGUUAGUGAGCUUAAACAGGAAGAUUUGCUUCAGAAAUUUUUGUGCUUUAGAAAGAGAAUUUUUCUUCCUCAUUUUUACCAGUUUGAUGGAAAAUGCCUGAACUUUUCUGAAUGAUUAAUGUAAUUCUCCUGGAAAUUUGUUGUGGUAAGUGGGACUUUAAUAAACUCUCUUAACAAACAAUACUGGACUCGAGAUUCAAGAUUCAAGAUUACAGAACCAUUAUUUAUCCCCAAGGGAAAAUUCAGUUUGGAGGUGUUCUGUCUCAUGGCCACGCACCACAAGGCGCACCACACUUGAAGGA